Molecule: messenger RNA, 994 nt
Organism: Alligator mississippiensis (American alligator)
Lineage: Eukaryota; Metazoa; Chordata; Crocodylia; Alligatoridae
Gene: CDX2
Product: caudal type homeobox 2
Exons: 3
Coding region: 62-868 (268 amino acids)
Biological process (GO): cell differentiation; regulation of transcription by RNA polymerase II; animal organ morphogenesis
Cellular component (GO): nucleus
Molecular function (GO): RNA polymerase II transcription regulatory region sequence-specific DNA binding; DNA-binding transcription factor activity, RNA polymerase II-specific
Source: RefSeq, a predicted model, not a curated record
GCGGGCAGCGCCGGCCCGGCCGCGGCAGCAUGCGGGGAGCCGCGCCGCGGCGCCGGGCACCAUGUACGUGAGCUACCUGCUGGACAAGGACGGGCCCAUGUACCCGGGCGCGGCGCGCCACGCGGGGGGGCUCAACCUGGCGGCGCAGAGCUUCGUGGGCGCCCCCCCGCAGUACCCGGACUACGGCGGCUACCAUGUGAGCCUGGACAGCGCGCAGCCCGCCGGCCCCGCCUGGCCCUCGCCCUACGGCGCCGACUGGGGCAGCUACGGCCAGGCCGGGCCCGCCGCCAGCGCUGUGCACGGCCUGGGCGCCGGGCCCCCCGCCGCCGCCAUGGCCUACGGCGCCGCCGACUUCCACCCGCACCACCCCGCGCACCCGCACCCGCACGCCGGCCCCGCGCCGCCCUGCCCGCCCGCCGGGCAGCCCCUGGGCCCCGGCCCGCCCGCCGCCGACCCGCUCCCGCUGUCCCCCGGCGCGCAGCGCCGCAGCCUGUGCGAGUGGAUGAGGAAGCCCGCGCAGCCCGCGCCCGGCAGCCAGGCGAAGACGAGGACGAAGGACAAGUACCGCGUGGUGUACACGGACCACCAGCGGCUGGAGCUGGAGAAGGAGUUUCACUACAGCCGCUACAUCACGAUCCGGAGGAAAGCGGAGCUGGCGGCCACACUGGGCCUGUCCGAGCGGCAGGUGAAGAUCUGGUUCCAGAACCGACGGGCCAAGGAGAGGAAGAUCAACAAGAAGAAGCUGGCGCAGGCCCAGCCCGGCGCGCACGGCGGCUCCGAGCCGCUCAGCCCCGUCUCCAGCCUGCAGGGCCCCGCCACUGCCGUGCUGGGCCCGGCGGGGGUCUUGGCGCCGCCAGUGAGCCAGUGAGGGCGGCCGGGGACUGCGCGUGGAGCUGGGCCCUGGCGCCGCCGGGACCGUGUCGAGUGCGGCGGGCGCCGGGGGCGGGCACGGCCGCUUGGGCCGGCGGAGCGCGGGGCCCGGGCCAGGCUGGAC